AUGACUUCAACCGCCACCCUAAAACUCCAAGCUAUUCCAAUCGACAAGGAAAUCGAAAACUUAAUUAGAGCUUCCGAAAACAUCUCCGUGGGCACUGUUCCUGGAGACAACCAGCAUUUUGGUCCAGACCCAGAUGGAUUGACCAUUUUGCCUGACUCCACCAGGAAGCGUUUGGUCGAUGCAGGCAUCGAUAUUUCCAAAGGUUAUCCUUCCAGACCAGACAAGUCGCUUAUUCCUGUUUACCUUGAUGAAGCUACCGCGAUCCGGGACGACGACUACGAGUACAUUGAGCGUGCCAAGAAUGCUGACCCUGAGAAAAAAGCCCUUUUGGGUGCUGCGAAGGAGGUCAUUCAUUUGACUAACCAUAUCGGUACUGAGAUCGUUGGUUUACAGCUUGAGGACCUGACUGACCAACAAAAAGACGAGCUGGCCUUGCUGGUUGCCGAGAGAGUUGUUGUUUUCUUUAGAGACCAGAAGCUCUCUCCUCAAAAACAAUUGGAGCUCGGUGAGUACUGGGGACGUGUCGAGAAACACCCUCAAGCUUCUCAAGUCAAUGGCUUGCCUGGAAUCACUGUCAUCUGGCAGGAUUAUUUCCAAAAGUCGCUUGGAUCCAACUUCACCUACAAGAAUAUCAAUCUAGGUAACUGGGAUGCCACCAAGAACAGUACGAGGGGUGCCCAGGUUUGGCACACAGACCUCGUGCACGAAAAACGUCCUGCUGGUAUCACUCACCUGCACCUGGACGCAAUCCCAGAUGUUGGUGGUGACACUCUAUGGUCUUCAGGAUACGCGGCCUAUGACAAGCUUUCUGAAAACUUCAAGAAAUUCUUGGAUGGAAAGCAGGCCGUGUACGUUUCUGCGCAUGGAUACCUUGACAGAAAGAAUCCAUUUUCUGGCCCAAAAAAAAUCGAGCGUGUUCAUCCUUUGGUUAGAACUCACCCUGCAACAGGAUGGAAGGCACUGUACGUUAACCGUACUAUGACAAAGAGAAUUGUUGGGCUCUCGUCUGUUGAGUCUGAUUUGAUCCUCAACUAUCUCUUUGAUGUUUAUGAGAAGAAUGCCGACAUCCAGGUUCGGUUUAGAUGGACCCCAUCUAAGGAGGGUUACGGCACCUCUGCCAUCUGGGAUAACAGAGUGUCUCAGCACAGAUCGACUUGGGACCACGAAGGAAGACAGCCACGUCACGGAACCAGAGUCACCUCUCUUGCUGACUUGCCACACUUUGAUCCAGAGUCAAAGUCCCAAAGAGAAGCUCUCGGAUUGCCUCUGGACGAAAAAGACUUUUUCUAG
Ogataea parapolymorpha DL-1 is the source of this 1290-nucleotide messenger RNA. RefSeq lists its product as uncharacterized. Gene Ontology annotation, cellular component: cytoplasm. NCBI's taxonomy places the organism in Eukaryota, Fungi, Ascomycota, Pichiomycetes, Pichiales, Pichiaceae. The transcript has a single exon. Bases 1 to 1290 code for a protein of 429 amino acids. The record is from RefSeq and is a predicted model, not a curated record. Gene Ontology annotation, molecular function: 2-oxoglutarate-dependent dioxygenase activity.